AUGAAAAGACCAUCAUCUUUAUCACUAGACCCAGGCGUCUCUUCAAAGCCAAAAUUUGAAAGCCUUGAGUUUAUUGACGGAGAUGAUCCUUUUCAGACACAUUAUUCUCACCGCUCUUCUACUUCAUCAAAAUCUACCUGCCUUCUAUCUUCCCGAGAGCUAGCUUUAUCAAAUGUUAGCACCCCCCUUAUCAAGCCACAAAUUCACAAAAAAUUAUUACACACAGACUCCUCGUCCUCAUAUCUCGACCUUUUAGGCAAUUAUCUUGAUGUCUUCUUUACCCUUUCUUCCUCUUACUUUGAAGAAUAUCAAAAUGCUUAUAUCCUUCACAUAUUGAAUCACUUAUACAAAACAAAAACACAAAUCACCAAAAAUGAUCAGCUCCCUGAUCCAGUUAAAGACCAAGGAUUUUCUCCCACAAAAAUAUUAGUGUUGUUUCCUUACUCCCCCCCUCCGUGAGUGAACAAAACCAUUAGAAAAAUCGCUAUUUUUUGACCAAAAACCCAAGCUCCGUGAGUGAACAAAAAUUUUUUUAAUAGGAAAAAUUUUUAUGGAAAAAAAUUUUGAUAUAUAAAUGAUAAUUAGUAUAAUGAAAUCUAGAGCUAAUUCUGUUUAAUUUCAAACGAAUUGCUUUUUAAAACAUAAAUUUUAUAAAUUAAAUUAAUAUUUGCUUUCCAAUUUUUGCGAAUUAGAUUUUUUUAAAUUUCGAAAAAAAAAAAUUUUUUAUAAAAUUUAUAUAUAAAAAUUUUUUUAAAAAAAAAAAUAAACCCUCCGUGAGUGAACAAAAUUUUUUUGUUCACUCACGGAGGGGGGGGGGAGUUAUAAAAAAAAUGCAAAAGUUUUUAUUGAAAAAUUGGUGGAAAUUCAUUGCAAAGGCAAGAAGAAAAAAAUGACAAAAUCAUCAAGAAGGAAAUUUACUGAGGUUUUUGAAGAAGCUGAAGACGCAGAGGUUUCUGAUGCGUUUAAGUUAGGGGUGGUGCUAGGAGAUAAAAGAGAAUUGCAGCUAUUUACACCUUUUAAGGCUUCUGAUAUGAUUAUUGCUAGUCCUAUGUCGCUUAGGCAAGCAAUAUUAAACGAAAGUGAAGACGAAAACGCAAAAGAAAACUUACUCCCUUGCUUAAUAUAAUAAGGAAAAAAUCUGUCCAAAUAGAGUAUAAUUAUUUUCAAAUUAUUAUAAAAUUUUAUUGAACUUUAUUGAUUCAAAGUGAUUAUUUGGUUAAAUAGUAUUCUAGCUUUUUUCAAUUGAACAAGAUAUAUAUAAAUCAAUGAUUUUUGUGACAAUAAAUUAAGUACCAAAGCUAUUUAAAUAGAAAAAUUAUUAUUUUUCUAUAAAAUAUGAAAUUUAAAGAGGUUAAGAAAUUUUACAAAAUCUACUAAUUUAAAUGAAGAAAUUAGGAAUUUUAUGCUCAAUUGAAAUGGUAGUCAUGGAAAAUUCUGAAGUAUUCCUAAUGCAAAAUUGGGACCACAUAGAAACUAUUUUUAAAGCCAUGAAUCGAAUCCCUGACAGAGAUUCUAUGACAGCUGACAUAAACCGCAUAAGGGAUCCUUUUAUUGAAGAAAAAAGCAAAGAAUACCGCCAAUUGAUAAUUUUCUCAGAAUUUAUAUCCCCUUUGCUUUUAUCUCUAUUUAACAGGAAUGAAAAUUAUAAAGGAAAGGCAAAAACAAUUGACCAUUAUCCAGGAGUAAACCAAUAUGACGUCGUCCAAAAAUACAGAAAAUUCAGGGCAAGCUCACAGCUUUCAGCAGCCGACGAAAGAUUCGAAUAUUUCACACAAAAUUUGUGGCCGAACAUAAAAGAAGAUCUAUACCCAAAAUCAAUUUUAUUUGUAGCAAGCUAUUUUGAGUAUAUAAGGGUUAAAGCUUAUCUUGAAGAAAAUGACCCAGGAGUGCUGUGCAUAAGUGAAUACACACAAAAAUCAGACAAACAAAGGUCAAUUGCAAACUGAAAAAAUGGGAAAAAUAAAGCCAUUUGUGUGACUGAAAGAUUUUUAUAUUUCAGACCACAGAAAUUUGAUGAUAUAGGUCAUUUGGUGUUUUAUUCAUUACCAGAGUUUAAUAAUUUUUAUGAAGAAUUUGCAAGGGAAAGCAAAGAAGUGAUAUCAGUUUAUUGCAAAUUUGAUGGGUACUCGCUACAGAGAAUCGUUGGAGACAAAAAGGCAGGGCAACUAUUAAAAUAA
Molecule: messenger RNA, 2177 nt
Organism: Blepharisma stoltei
Lineage: Eukaryota; Ciliophora; Heterotrichea; Heterotrichida; Blepharismidae
Source: the annotation of a GenBank genome assembly